UCAAAGGUUUUAAGACACUUGAUUCUCAGAAGUUGUAAGAACAUAAGACGAAUACCAUACAUGUCUGGCUUCCCAAAUUUGACAGAGUUGUGUGUUGCUGAAUGCAAAAAUUUGAUUGAGAUUCAUGAUUCUCUUGGGUCUUUACAUAAUCUUCAAAAGUUUUGUGCUGAAGGAUGUACCAAGCUCAUGAUUGGUCCACGUGGUAUAAAGUUGACAUCUCUAGAGCAUCUUUGUCUUCGAGACUGUAGUAGCCUUGUUGUGUUUCCAGAAAUAUUGGCACCAAUGCAGAAAUUAAAAUUUGUUGAGCUGGAAGGAACUUCCAUAAAAAAUCUGCCACGAUCAAUGCAAAAUCUUGAAGGGCUUCGAAUCUUAUCCUUGCAAAGAUGCAAAAUGCUUGAAAGUAAUGAUCCAUCCAAUUUCGUUCAAAGGUUGCAUGAGAUCUUUCCCAAUUUGACACAAUUAUGUUUACAAGACUCAAAUUUGACAAUCCUUCCCGCGUGCAUUGAAGAGUGUCACUUCUUGGAAGCUCUACAUGUUUAUGAUUGCAAGCAGCUUCAAGAAAUUAGAGGUCUUCCACCAAGCAUAACUGAUUUCUCAGCACAAAACACUCUAGUGGAAGCUGAUUGUUCGAUUUUAAACACGUUACUCACACGGGCAAUUAGUUCUACUACGAUAUUAUACUAUAUUCUACCAUGUCAACAAGUCCCAGAAUUGUUUGACCACUCUAGCAAGGGAAACUCUCUUUGCUUUUGGUUUCGUAAUGAAUUGCCCUCUCUCACUGUGUGUUUUGUUUCUGGAGUUUUGGGCAAUAUCAAGCCUCCUUUCUAUGUGAAUUUGAAUUUCUUUGCUAGAAUCAAUGAUGUUGACUUGUGUGUUAAUUGUUUCUGUUGGUAUAAUGUAAUUUGCAUUUCUGAGAAUGACCAUAUAUUUAUGUUCAAUCUUCAAAAUCAUUUUCACCAUCCUAUGAAUUCCGAUAUUAGAAGAGCACUUGAGACGAAUGAGUGGAUUCAUGGGAAGGUUUCGUUUGUGAUGACAUCACCUGAAAAAUAUUCACGUAGAUUGGGAGGAGUAAUCAAAUGGAUCGGAGUUUAUGUAAAUCGGAGAUUUAGUAGAAUGGAGAAUGUUCGGUUCACAAAUCCUUAUACUUCCAAUAAUACAAGUGACGUGGGAAAAAAGUUUGUGUUGCUUGGUGAGGCACCUGAUAUACAACAACAACAACCUUUGAAUUAUGUGUAUAGUGAUUCAGAUCGACAAGAACCAGAAAACACUAUUGACUACUCCAAUGAGCAAGAUGGAGCAUUUUCGGAAAAUGUCAAGGCCGAGAGAGAGAAAUUGGAACCCUGAUGUCAGAAGUUUCAAGGGAGUUCACUAAUCAGAGUAGGGACUACUACACUGAAGCAAACAUGAAAAUUGAGUCCAUGACAUCUGAAUUGCAUAAAGUUGAUGAAGUUGAAGGAGGUUUGGAAACUAAGAAGAACCUGUUCAGCGAAAGCACAGACAUCUGAAUUGCUAAUGUAUCUGCUAAUGUAUCUGCUGCUAAAUCAGAAAGGAACAUGGAUUGUAAGACCAAAAGCAAUAUCAUUGAGGAAGGAAGCACAGACAUAAAUCAAAACUGAAUGUCAAAACUAGGAGAAAAUUUUAACUUGUUGCAGACUGAGAGAUAGGUAGAACAAUUGAAGUAGAAUUUCUUUGCAUCUACUCCAUGAUGCAUGGAAGUAAAAUUAUUUCCGAUUGUAAUUUUUGUUGCAUUAUGUGUCAUUGUAGAAAUUAAGAUUUUAUUUGAAAUCGCCAAUUGUGAAACUCUGAAUCAUCGGGAAUUGUUAGACAUGAUUUUUUUUAAAUACAU
Molecule: messenger RNA, 1846 nt
Organism: Cajanus cajan (pigeon pea)
Lineage: Eukaryota; Viridiplantae; Streptophyta; Magnoliopsida; Fabales; Fabaceae
Source: RefSeq, a predicted model, not a curated record